CAAAAAUCACGAUCAGUACGGGAUUCCCCACGAUUCAAUAUCCGGAGUGCACAGAGUACAUACGCCGUCGCAGCGGCUGCUGAGCGAGCUUCUGAGAGAACAUGGCGAUAUGAGACAGCACCGAAAAGAACAAUCACGAUCCAGCAAUUCGACAGGGUCGUUUCGUAGGAGAAAAUCGUCGUCGUCGUCGUCGUCGUCGUCGUCAAUUGCCGGAUCGGAAUCACGGGGACGGACAACCUCGGGUUCGUCUCCGGUCACGGGACUUGGGCGUUAUUGUACAGCCGCUACCAAUCAGAGGCGAGGCAUUACCAGUCGGAAGAUACUUCUUCCAUGUUUCACCGCCUGCCUGAUUAAUAUUUUUAUGUGUGUUCUCAAAACCGAAUUUCCUCUCCGUCUCUCUUCCUCUUCUCUUCUUCUCUCCAAGAGUCUCAGCUCACGUCGUUUACCACUAGGAAUGAUUCGUAUGUGCUUAGCAGAACCUCACUGGUUUCGGCUUUCUGUCGCGACCGCAGAGGUGGUUAGAGACUCGAGAAGGAGUAUGGCCCGUCGUUAAUCGCCCAGUUCUUUCUAUCCAUGAAAGGAAGGGGUUUCAUAUCAGGGUUACAUCUAUAAUCUAUUCGUAUGCUCAAUUGCACGAAAUAUAAUAUGCUGGCGUUGGAUGGUCGUGAAGAUGCGAGUAGUGAUGUUAGCCGACUAGCCAAAACAACUCAAUCGCGUAGUACCUUGUCGAGGAUACCAAGGGCUACCAUGCAGUUUCACGGGGCUCUAAUUCAGACAUGGAUGUCUCCGCGUCAGAUACCAAAGUCGCCGGCGUCACAUGUGUGGUCUUGGCGGUCAGGUACGCGUCGUUAAAGGAAU
Aspergillus ruber CBS 135680 is the source of this 858-nucleotide messenger RNA. RefSeq lists its product as uncharacterized. The coding region runs from base 110 to 553 and encodes 147 amino acids. NCBI's taxonomy places the organism in Eukaryota, Fungi, Ascomycota, Eurotiomycetes, Eurotiales, Aspergillaceae. The record is from RefSeq and is a predicted model, not a curated record. The transcript has a single exon.